This is a messenger RNA of Leptonychotes weddellii (Weddell seal), 1558 nucleotides long. RefSeq names its product thiol methyltransferase 1B (gene TMT1B). Gene Ontology annotation, molecular function: S-adenosylmethionine-dependent methyltransferase activity. Lineage: Eukaryota; Metazoa; Chordata; Mammalia; Carnivora; Phocidae. The record is from RefSeq and is a predicted model, not a curated record.
GCUGUGAUCUGAGACCUGUCCCCGUCUGCCCUUCCCACUCCUCUCUGAAAUGAUCACACCCCCACCCUCAACUGGCAGGGCCCCAGAACUCAGGACACCAGCACCACUCAGGACACCGGCUCCCCCCACAUAAAACUAUGGGGCCAUAGUCCCUGCGUCCUCUGCAAACAUUCCAUGUACCCUCCACACCCUGGCAAAGAGAAAGUGGACAAGUAGGACACAGGGAACGAAGUCCCAUCGCAGGGGGCGGAGAGACUCCUGUCUCCAGCGCUGGAGAGAGCGAGAAGGCCAGCGUCCCAACGGAAGCGCCCCUCCGAGCCGGCGUGUCAUGGAUGCCCUGGUGCGCCUCCUGCAGCUGCUGGUGCUGCUCCUCACGCUGCCCCUGCACCUGAUGGCUCUGCUGGGCUGCUGGCAGCCCCUGUGCCAAAUCGGCUUGCCCUACCUGAUGGCUGUGCUGACUGCCAAGUGCAACCGCAAGAUGGGGAGUAAGAAACAGGAGCUCUUUGGCCAGAUAAAGGGGCUUACAGGAGCCUCCGGGAAGGUGGCCUUGCUGGAGCUGGGCUGCGGCACUGGUGCCAACUUCCAGUUCUACCCAGCGGGCUGCAGGAUCACCUGCCUGGACCCAAACCCCCACUUUGAGAAGUUCCUGACAAAGAGCAUGGCUGAGAACAAGCAUCUCCAAUAUGAACAGUUUGUGGUGGCUUCCGGAGAGGACAUGAAAGGACUGGCAGAUGGCUGCAUGGAUGUGGUGGUCAGCACCCUGGUGCUGUGCUCCGUGCAGAGUCCGAGGAGGGUCCUGCAGGAGGUCCAGAGAGUGCUGAGGCCGGGAGGAGUGUUCUUUUUCUGGGAGCAUGUGGCUGAGCCACGUGGAAGCUGGGCCUUCCUGUGGCAGCAAGUUUUAGAGCCCACCUGGAGACACAUUGGGGACGGCUGCUGCCUCACCAGAGAGACCUGGAAGGACCUCGAGAGUGCCCAGUUCUCUCAACUCCAAAUGGAACAACAUCCCCCUCCCUUCAAGUGGUUGCCUAUCGGGCCCCACAUCAUGGGAAAGGCUGUGAAAUAACCCUUCCCGAGUCCUGCCUCCAGCCAGAGCAAUCCCGCCAACCGCCUAACCUGUCUUCUACCGAGGGGGAUCUAGGCAGAGAAGCCAUUCCCCCCACCGCCCCUUUCCUCCCUCCCCCAUCUCUGCCCCCGCGUCUAACUUCAAUCCUUCCUGCCAAAGUGAGAAGGCUGUAUUCCUAACCUGACCACAGGGAGGAAAGUGAUGUCCUGCCAUGUCCUUGACUGCAAAUCCCUAGACUGGGUCUCCCAAUUUUUGCCCACCCACUGCUAGGGCAGUUCCCUUGUUCCCAUUAGUAAAGGUCCCCCUCCUCUUCAUCUGAGACCACACCCAUGUGCCCAGCCCUCCCUCCCACUACCACCUUUGUCCUGAGCUGUGGGGGUUACAGAAGGAAGCAGUCCUCUCCUGGAGACCCUGGACCGGGGGAGCAGGACUCAGCAAAGAAGCCAGAGGUUUUGUCCUCAAAUAUUUUUUAAUAAAUAGACAAAAUCCACUAGA